This is a messenger RNA of Drepanopeziza brunnea f. sp. 'multigermtubi' MB_m1, 435 nucleotides long. The record is from RefSeq and is a predicted model, not a curated record. Lineage: Eukaryota; Fungi; Ascomycota; Leotiomycetes; Helotiales; Drepanopezizaceae.
AUGGCUCUCGGCGGAAUAAAUCCGAAUCGUUUCGAGAUUGAUCGGAAGAAGACCGAGAACGGUAUUCCACCAUCCCGCCAGCUCUGUCGACACGACACCCAAGAUCGAGGAGCCCACCAGGCAAUGCAGAAUGAACAGCAGGGGCACGAGACCGAGGGUUCCUUUCUUGCCCACCGCGUCUUUCACAGCUUUCACAGCCUUCACAGCUUUCGCAGCCUCCUUGCUCACGUGCACGCAGGAGUCGAAGCCACCGAUCGUCUAGAUAAGGCUGAGCCAGGCGAGCAUGUUAGCCCAGCCGGUCGGCCACGUCGUGCGGUUGGCCGUCCGCGUGGAGAGGUAUCAGCCUCCCCCGCCAGCAGCUCCAGCUCCAGCUCCAGCUCGGUUGGCGGAACAUUGGAAGGGGGCAGUCGGGGCGCACUCUUCCCCGGAAUUUGA